Molecule: messenger RNA, 1792 nt
Organism: Carassius carassius (crucian carp)
Lineage: Eukaryota; Metazoa; Chordata; Actinopteri; Cypriniformes; Cyprinidae
Product: target of Myb1 membrane trafficking protein-like
Exons: 15
Coding region: 37-1353 (438 amino acids)
Biological process (GO): signal transduction
Cellular component (GO): endosome; membrane
Molecular function (GO): clathrin binding; phosphatidylinositol binding; ubiquitin binding
Source: RefSeq, a predicted model, not a curated record
ACAGAAGCCGAGCCACUGAGCAGCAGACACGCUCGGAUGAUGGAGUUCUUCAUAGGAAACCCGUUUUCUACACCCGUGGGUCAACUUAUAGAACAUGCCACCGGUUCUUCUCUCCCGUCUGAAGACUGGGGCCUCAACAUGGAGAUCUGUGACACUGUCAAUGAAACGGAUGAAGGACCUAAAGAUGCAGUCAGAGCAAUAAAGAAGAGGAUUCUGGGAAAUAAGAAUUUCAAAGAGGUUAUGCUGGCUCUGAGUGUGUUGGAGGCCUGUGUGAAGAACUGCGGGCACAGAUUUCACGUCUACGUGUCCACCAGAGAUUUUGUGGAAAGUGUUUUGGUCCAAACAAUCCUGCCUAAAAACAACGCCCCAGUGUUUCUUCAGGACAGGGUCUUGAGCAUGAUACAGGCUUGGUCCGAUGCCUUUCGUAGUUCUCCAGACUUGACGGGUGUCGUGACCGUCUAUGAGGAUCUCAGGAGAAAAGGCGUGGAGUUUCCCAUGGCUGAACUGGAUAGCUGUUCCCCUAUUCACACUCCCAACAUGACCAUCGAGUCUGCGUCGCCGGAAACAGCUCACACAGAAGGUCACUCCGUCAAAUCCACCCAGACACAGGAUACAGAGACACCUGUCACGCUGUCUCCUCAACAGAUGAAGACACUGAAGUCCGAACUGGAGGUGGUGCACAAUAAUAUAUGGGUGAUGUCAGACCUGAUGAGUCAGAUGCAGCCUGCAAGUCUUGAGCCAUCGGACACAGAGCUACUACAGCAGCUCUACUCCAUGACCAAAGACAUGCAGGGCCGGAUGGUGGAGCUCAUCCACAGACUGAGCGAUGAGAAGCUUAUAGAGCAGUUACUCAGUGCCAACGACCACGUUAACACCACCUUUACUCAGUAUCACAGAUUUGAAAGACAUCUCAACAAACAGAGCAGUGCACAAUCUAAUCCAGCGAACACAAACCUCAUUGACUUGGGUACUUCCAACCACAUAAAGUCACCAUAUGCUGCUCAUAGCCCAGUCAGCACACUGACCAAUCAGAUGGCUGGAUUGAGCACAAAAGCUGAUGACUUAAAGCAAAAUAAAAGCAGCUCAUCGCAAAAAAGCAGUCCAGAAAGCUCUGCUGCUCUUGGGGGCCUAGCAGCCAAUCAGAGAGAGCGACAGGACCCUGGAGUGAUUCCUGUCAGUCAGAGUGAAGUGAUGGACGACUUUGAACGAUGGCUGGAUGGAGAUGAUGAAGAUGACUCUGAAGGAGUGACUAGUGAAGAGUUCGAUAAGUUUUUAGCGGAGAGAGCGAAAGCAGCAGAGCGUCUUCCCUCAGUGAAAGCGUCACAUCGUGACCCAGGAUGGUCACAACUGUAGUUUUUCUCCUCAUUCGUAACUUCCAGCUCAAAACCACUUCUCAGUUUAUUCAUAGUGUUUUUGGUUGAUUUCUAACCACGUAAUGUCUUUAUCAAACUUUAGGUCUAAGGCCUGGUUUCUGACUGGGUUUAGACUAAGCCAGGAUUAGGCCAUAGUUCAACUAGGACAUUUAAGUCAUUUUUUUAACAUGCCUUAGAAAAAAAAAACAAGGGCACUGAUGUAUUUUGAGAUCAAUCCGUGCAAGUUUCUUUCAGUUGAAACUGAUCUACAUUUAAUAAAAUUGAUUUACAUUUUAGUCGGGAACUGUCUGUGAAGUUAGGUGUGGGUCUUGGAGAGGUUUCAUUUUUAAAUAUUAUGAAAUCUCUUUAGAACUAGACCGUGAUUUCUUCAGUCUGUUGUAGAGGUUACUCUUUUAAUGGAGAAAUGCUCCAUGGUCACC